GUCACUUCAAAGUCAAAUCAAAGAAAAUAACCUCAAAUCGAACUCAAAAGUGAAAAUAUUACAUUAUUUUCUUGAAAAAAAAGGAAAUUAUCAACUUAAAUUAGUUGAAAUAUUGAUUUUUAUGUAACAGUGAUUACUCCAAAUACAACACAAUGAAUAUUGCUCGUAAAAUCUUCACAAAACCGUACCAGAAUGUCGGAAAGAAUGUGUACAGAAAAUUUAGAAUAUCUGCUUCAAAUUUGGACUCAUCCGCUACCGCACAGCCUCAAGUACAAGAUGAGAAGUUUGAUUUCGAAGACCUUAAAGUCUUAGAGCGAGUGGAGCGUCGUAAAGCAAAAAUCCCGCCAUUUAUGAAAGACGUUUUUGUAUCCAUAUAUAAUCGUGAUAUGCUCGCGUACCCAGAAAUCUUGAAUAAAGAAGAGUCUACAGCUUUGGACAACAGGGUCGCAGCGUUAGAAAAAGUCUUUUUGGACCCCAAAAAAAGUUACGAAAAUCGAAAAAACGCGUUGUUGAGAACUGGGAUGUACAGUGCUCCGUUAAGUCUAACUAAUAAUGGUUUAGCCAUGAAUUAUACUGAAAGCUUACGUUACUUGGAUGUUAUAUCGACAGAUUUGAAGCUGGGACAAGAAAUGAGUGACCAUUGGGUGGCAUUAAACGUCGUUAAACAGGGAUUAAGUUCCGACGAUUACCAGAAGUUAAUCGGAGAUCUGACGUCAGGAGACGUUACAAUUGACAUAUGUAUUAGAGAGAAGAUUCCAGAGAGAAUGAUGCAAGCUGAUUUCAGUACUAAUGCGACGUUAGAUUCUAAAGGUGUCUGGCAUAUAACUGGUGAGAAGAUAUGCCAGAACGCGACAGGUUACCUGCUAGUGCUGUGCUUAGUGGACGGUACAAGGUUCAAAGUCUUUCUGGUGCACCCCAAUGCAGUUGGAGUCAGUCAGUCGGACAACUUCGUCACAUUUCAUCAGACACCAGCUACCCCAUUAGACAAUAUCACACAGGAUGGUCUCUCUAAAGCAUUCGGUAUUGCAAGAUUAUAUACGGCGACUCUUUGUCGAAACAGAUUACUUGCUUCUAUGAACGCUUGCAUGGACUAUAUUCGCCACAGGUUCUUUUCCGGUAAACCGCUCAUGGAAAUACCUACAAUACGUGCGACGAUAGGUGACACAUUGCUUAAAAUAUACGCGAGCGAAAGCGCAGAGUAUUUCACCGCGGGCUUGCUCGACGGUUACUUGGAACCAGAUGUAGACCUGGAGCUUGCCAUGUGCAGGAAUUUCAUAGCAAAUCACGCGCAAAAUCAGCUGCUCAAGCUGCUAGCGAUACCAGGUGUGGAGAAGCAAGCGGAAUGCCUUCAGUUACUCGAGGACAUGAGGUCUCUAUCCUUGAAAGGCGAGACCAUUGAGAGCGUCAAUAUGUUUAUUGCACUUAAUGGCAUUCACCACGCGGGCAAAGAGAUGGCUAACGAGGUGAAGCAGAUACGAAAUCCGCUCUUCAAUCCGUCCUUCAUCAUCAAGAAGAUGUUACUGGACAGACAUCAGGAAAAAGAUGACCCAAAACUAACUCUGUACCUGGCAGAACAUCUGCAUCCAACUCUAAAAAAACCUUCAGAACAGCUGGAGUACUGUGUGCUGAGGAUGCGAUACGUUUGCGAGACCUUGAUGAGUAGGCACGGGAAAGAGGUCGUUGACGCUUACACAGAGCUUAUCAGACUGGCCGAGGCUGCUACAGAAAUAUUGGUCAUGACUGCAGUUUUGGCCCGAGCAUCCAGAGCGUACUGCAUCGGACUAAGAAACGGGGAAGUAGAAAUGAAAUUAGCGUCAGUUUUCGUCGAAAGCACCAAAGAUCGAGUGAAGAAGUUACUUCUAGAAGCGAACGAUGGGGAAUACUUGAACUUGGACUACUUUAGACUACAAUUCGGGAAGAAGGUUCUAGAAUCGAAUAGUCUUGUUGUUGAGAAACCUACCGCUCGAGUGUUUUGGUAGAAUAAACGUUAUGUAGAUAGUUA
Maniola jurtina (meadow brown) is the source of this 2002-nucleotide messenger RNA. RefSeq names its product complex I assembly factor ACAD9, mitochondrial (gene Egm). The coding region runs from base 153 to 1979 and encodes 608 amino acids. Lineage: Eukaryota; Metazoa; Arthropoda; Insecta; Lepidoptera; Nymphalidae. Gene Ontology annotation, molecular function: oxidoreductase activity, acting on the CH-CH group of donors; flavin adenine dinucleotide binding. The record is from RefSeq and is a predicted model, not a curated record. The transcript is spliced from 10 exons.